CCACUCAGGUCAGCUGAUCAGACAAGGACAAACAAUUCUCUUGCUCCAUUGUACUGUGGAUUGCUGAUACUUUCCAUCCAAACAUGGCAGAAAAUUUCCAAAGUGCACCUUUCUUUGAGACAGAAUGUGCUCUGCAACCCUCUGCACAUGUGCUAGGGAAUACCACGCCCUUAGUAGGAAGUGUGUGCAACUUCUCCAGGGUCUCCACCCCAGCUGUGAGUGCAGCAUGGCUCCUGUCAUCAGACUCCAGCACUUGUUUCCAGCAGCUCAUAGACAGUGCCUACCCAUAUUUACCUCCUGGCAAAACCAUGGUGACUGUGCUGACUGAUCAGGACCAGAGCUCUGCCUCAGCACUCUCCUAUCCAGGAAUUCUCCAGUGGGAUCCCACGGGAAACACUGACUGGAGGGAAGCUGCACUCCAGGACUUCACUGUAACUGUCAUUGACCAGAAUAUCACAUUCUCCUCCUUGUCUAGGACAGCCCAGGGUGAAAAUAUUUUAGAUGACAAUGCCUUAGUCCUCUCCUAUCCAACAUUGUCUGCCAGCCUUGUUCAGGCCACACCACCACAGUUGCCAAAUGAAGGAUACAGCCUGGCACCUUCCUACCAGGAAGAAUACAGCCUGGGCCCUCUGAUGCCUGGAGAACUCAGGCAGUUUCUGCAGUCGUAUGGUUCUAUGUCCUACUCUGGAGGUCAGGCCUCUGCCCUGCUACCAGAGAUGGUGAUGAUGCCAAAGGAGAUUCAGUCAAUGAAUGUCCAAACACCCUUCUCCACCUCUGCCAUCUACUAUCCCACACCUGCUCAAGAAAUGCCAGACACCAGUCUUCAAGUGGUGAAAAUGGAGAUGGCCCUGGAAUUGACAGCUGCAGGCCAGACACUCUGUCUGCUGCAGAGUCCAGACCUCUGCAAUUCCUGCAUGCAGGAUGUUCAGAAGUCACCACCUGUCCAUGGGGACUGGUCAUUAACUGCCCACAUAGACAGUCCUUCAGAAUUCCUGCCCUUGCCUCCUGCUCCAAUCUUAGAACAAACAGAGAAUAAUGACUUGGAUUUAAUGGCAGCCUCUCUAUCAACUCCUUGAAUGUUGCUCUGCUGGCAAGAACAAGUACCCAUUACCUACCAAACCUCAAAUCCAAUAAGACUUCAACUGCCAACCAAUUCCAAGGAGGAAAGUCCACAUUCCAGGGCCAGUCAUCUCAAAGCCCAUCACAGAAGAGCAGAGGACAGAGAAGGAGGCCAUGAAGAGGCGGGCUCAACAGGAGAGAGAUAAUGCCGCCAAGUACACCUCUCUGAGAAAACCGCAGCUCUUCCUUCAGAGGCAGAAGGAUAUGGAAUUUUCUAGAUAUUAUGGCUAUGUCAUGUAAGGGCUGGCCUAGACUUUGGAACACAGUGCUAUUCAACACAUACAAGGUGAAAUACAGAUACACAUAUACAUAUAAACAUUGGACUUAAAGACUUGGGUGAAUGUGUACAUAUGUAGGUAACUAAUGGAGUUAAGGAGGUUAAUGUGUAGAUCCAAGAAUAUUUAUAAAAAUGGUCAGAAAUAGUUUCUAUACUUGUAAAUAUUUGAAGACACAAAAGUGACUGGAGAUGCUAAAGUCAGAUAUAUCAUCCAUGAGUAAGUAUAUAGAAGACUGAUGGUUUCUUAGUACCUUUGCUAUUAUUCAUUUAUGUUGACAAAUUAGUAAUAUGUGAUACAUUAAUACAUCAUAUGCUAUAAAUCACUGAUAGUGUUUUUAUUUAAGGUAAAAGCAAUUAGCAAAAACCUGUACUGGUUAUAAAAGUUUUCUCCUUGAAUUUUAUUUUCAUUAUACUAGUUUUUGAACUUGGUAUGUUCCCUAUAGUGUAUACUGUUAUAGUAAACACACUCCUGUUCUUACCACACUUCCUCCCAUUUUGAAUCACCCACUUAAGCCCUUUAAUGAUUACUAUUCUGGGGCAGAGCUCCUCCUGAAAUUUCAUUAUAUGAAAUACAGGAUUCCAUGUAUUUACCAUCAAGCACGCACUUUAAAGAGAAAAUAUACAAGGUUGACCAAUUUCCU
This is a messenger RNA of Peromyscus maniculatus bairdii (prairie deer mouse), 2037 nucleotides long. RefSeq lists its product as uncharacterized. NCBI's taxonomy places the organism in Eukaryota, Metazoa, Chordata, Mammalia, Rodentia, Cricetidae. The record is from RefSeq and is a predicted model, not a curated record.